AUGGAUACCCAACACUUAAGAAUAUCUCCUUAUCAAUUAGUCUUCACAAUGUUUCCUUAAGAAAUAGCCAGCACAAGAUUAUAAAGUGUUAGAAUGCCAUAAUAUAAGAAAAAUAUUUGGUUGUAGAUGAUAGACAUAUUAAUCUUGAAAAUCUAUAAUUAAAAAGAAGGAUAGAUUCCAAACAUUUAAUACCUCAAUAUUUCUAAUAAUUUAGAUUCUCUUGAAAUAUUUGGUCCAGAAUUAUAAAUUGAUUAGAUCUAUAAUUAUUUGAAAUUAUAUACAAUAUAACAAAAAUUUGAAGAUAAUUAUUAAAUUAUCAAACUUUUAGGGAAAGGUUCAUUUGCAAAAGUCUAUAAAGUGAAAAAAAUUCAUAUAAAUUUAUAAUCAUAAGAUAAAUAAGAAUAUACAUAUGCCUCAAAAAUUUUUAAUAAAAUUAAGUUGAGAUAAAAUCAAGAAGAGAACGAAAUGAGUUUAUGGAAAGAGAUUGAAAUUAUGAGAUUGAUGAAAAAUAAACAUAUUAUCAAAUUGUUUGAAGUUUUUGAAGAUGAAAAAAAAAUAUAUCUUCUCUUAGAUUUUCUCUAAGGUAGAGAUUUACUAAAUCACAUAUAUAAAAAUGAUAAUGUAUAUGAUGAAACUCUUGUUCUGAAAUUGAUGCAUAAUGUUUUAAAUGGCCUAUCAUAUAUACAUAGUCACAAUAUUAUUCAUCGAGAUAUUAAACCAGAAAAUUUGAUACUUAAACAAAAAAAUAAUAUUGAAGACAUUAUACUUGCUGAUUUUGGUUUAGCUGAUUUUUAUAAUCCGGAUGGUGAUUAUUUAUUCAAACGAUGUGGAUCCAUAGGAUAUAUAGCUCCUGAGAUGUUGAAUAAUGAAAAAUAUGAUUACAAGGUCGAUGUCUAUUCAUUAGGAACGGUUUUCUUUCUUCUAUUAACUGGGUAGCAGGCUUUUGAAGGAUAAUCUUCUUAAGAAAUUUUUACAAGAAAUCAGAAAGGAAAAAUCGAUUUUAAAUUGCUAGAUCAAACCAAUAUCAGUUAAGCAGCUAAGGAUCUUUGCAUGAAGAUGUUAAAAUAAAACCCAAUAGAAAGAAUUUCCAUAGAUGAAGCCUUAAUUCAUCCAUGGUUACAAAGGAGGAAAUAGAAUUUAUAUGUUGAACCCUUUAAAAUCAUUAAGAAACCCACUAUUGUCCGAGGACUUAAAGAUAUAGUAAGAUGUAACACUCCUCUUUGGAUAAAUAAGAGUUUAAAAAGUAUUACUGAUUCUUCUGAUAAUUAAGAUUAUUUGACCUUUAAUGUAAGAGAUUAAACAAUUCAAGAUUUUGUAGAUGAGGAACUUUUAAGAUAAAAACGUGGAUCCAACAAUUACGAUCUAGAAGAUGACACAAUAGAAGAGGACUAAAUGCCCUCAUAUAAUGUCAAUAAACAUUUUCCUCUAGUAAAACAAAAUAGCUUUCCAUGA
Messenger RNA from Paramecium tetraurelia, 1452 nucleotides. RefSeq lists its product as uncharacterized. Gene Ontology annotation, cellular component: cytoplasm; nucleus. NCBI's taxonomy places the organism in Eukaryota, Ciliophora, Oligohymenophorea, Peniculida, Parameciidae. The transcript is spliced from 4 exons. Gene Ontology annotation, molecular function: ATP binding; protein serine/threonine kinase activity. The record is from RefSeq and is a predicted model, not a curated record. Gene Ontology annotation, biological process: mitotic DNA damage checkpoint signaling; protein phosphorylation.